GUAAAUAUUCUAAGAAUGACGUGGUUACGCGGUGUUCAAUUUUUAUUUUAAAUAAAUUUUCCUGUACCUACGUUCUGUGCGUUUCUGUACAGAAUUAUUUUUCAAAUUUGAAAUUAUAUUAUCUUAUAUUUUAAGUUACCUUACUUACAGCCACGAUGUUUGACGGAUUCCUAGAUGAUUUGAAACGCAUGAAUAAACGACAAUUUCUCUAUCAAGUAUUAAGUUUUGGAAUGAUCGUUUCAUCAGCAUUAAUGAUAUGGAAAGGUUUAAUGGUUUUUACUGGUAGUGAGAGUCCGAUUGUUGUUGUUUUAAGUGGUAGUAUGGAACCAGCUUUUCAUCGAGGUGAUCUAUUAUUCUUAACAAACUAUGAAGAAGAACCAGUUAGAGUUGGUGAAAUAGUCGUUUUUAAAAUUGAAGGACGUGAUAUUCCUAUUGUGCAUAGAGUUUUAAAACUACACGAGAAAAAUAAUGGAACAAUUAAAUUUUUAACCAAAGGUGACAAUAAUAGUGUGGAUGAUAGAGGAUUGUAUGCACCUGGUCAACAGUGGCUAGAAAAAUCAGAUAUGGUAGGCAGAGCCAGAGGAUUUUUACCAUAUGUUGGAAUGGUUACAAUUUUAAUGAAUGAAUAUCCUAAAGUCAAAUUUGCUGUUCUAGCAUGUCUUGGGCUAUAUGUACUUGUUCAUCGUGAAUAAAUCCUCUAUCAAUUUAAGCUGAACCAAAGACAAUUUGGAAUUCUUUUACUUGUUAAUUUAAAGUUCAUGUGAUGUGUGUUGAUUGUUUGGCUGCUGAGUAUUUAUUAUUUUUAAAUACUUUUUGUUAUUCAAUUAUUAAAAGCAGAUUAUGACAUUUUUUCGAUUUAGGCAAAUUUAAAAACAAUUUCUUAACAUAUAAGUUUCAAAUAUUGUAUUAUUUAAAUUACAUAUAAUUCUCAAAAAAUAAGAUUAAAACGAUUUAUUGUUGUAUAUAAUUAUUAUAAAUUACAAUUAUUAAGAAACAUAUAUAAUUAUUUUCAAUUAUAAACUACUAUGUUAAUUUGUAUAAUUUUACUAUAUAGUUAAUUAUUAUUAUUAAAAUUAAUAAAUUAUAAUUAUCAUAAACAUUUAAAAAAAGUUUUCUAGUCGUUCAAAAUAGGUAAGAGAAAACUCAUAAAAAAAAAAAAAUAUGUAUAUAAUAAUAAGUACUAUAAAUAUUUUUAUUUAUUUAACUUUUGAUUUUCUUUUUCUGUACAUUAUUUUUUUCAAAAAAAUUAUAGUCAUUUAGUCAUGUUUUAAAAUCAUAAUAGUUCAAAUCUAAAAAAUCAAUUUUAUCAGUAACAAGGUUGUAUACUUUCAUCUAAAUAUUUUUUCUCUCUCAUACUUUAUAUUUUCAUUAAUAAAUCAUAAUUUUAUUAUUUUAUAAUUUA
Molecule: messenger RNA, 1402 nt
Organism: Aphis gossypii (cotton aphid)
Lineage: Eukaryota; Metazoa; Arthropoda; Insecta; Hemiptera; Aphididae
Gene: twr
Product: signal peptidase complex catalytic subunit SEC11A
Exons: 5
Coding region: 156-692 (178 amino acids)
Cellular component (GO): signal peptidase complex; membrane
Molecular function (GO): serine-type endopeptidase activity
Source: RefSeq, a predicted model, not a curated record